AUGAAUCUCAGUUAAUCUAAAUUUGAAUUUGAUGAUAUGAUGGAAUAAAUUGAAAAUGAUUCUCCUUUGUAAAGUAUUCAAAAAAAGAAUACAUCAGCUCUAAAGAAUUUAGAUUUAUGUGAAGUUUUAAAUGAUGAAAUCGAAUAAUUUAAUUAUUCAGCUAAAAGCUUAUCAGAAAGUUAGUCUAAAACAUAAAUAUGA
Messenger RNA from Paramecium sonneborni, 201 nucleotides. Lineage: Eukaryota; Ciliophora; Oligohymenophorea; Peniculida; Parameciidae. The record is from the annotation of a GenBank genome assembly.